Messenger RNA from Symphalangus syndactylus (siamang), 4417 nucleotides. RefSeq names its product DSN1 component of MIS12 kinetochore complex (gene DSN1). Gene Ontology annotation, biological process: cell division; chromosome segregation. Gene Ontology annotation, cellular component: MIS12/MIND type complex. The record is from RefSeq and is a predicted model, not a curated record. Lineage: Eukaryota; Metazoa; Chordata; Mammalia; Primates; Hylobatidae.
AAGUUUCGGAGGCGCGACCGUGACGUAGAAGGCGGAGACCGCUUGACCCUGACCAGGGAGUAUCGGCUGCAGGGGCGCCAGGCGUCCAGGAGUGACCUGGGGCUGUGGAGAGCGACCCGUGGCCUUGUGUUUCAGGUACGGAGGUUCCGGACUGGACGGGCGUCGCCCUGAGGUCAGGAAGUCACAGACUUGUCCUCUGAUGUGGCCCCGCCCGCCGCCGCACUAAUCUCUUUGGCGUCGUACCCCUCGGCCCAGCUCGACCCGCCGCAGCCCCGGCCCCGACCGUGUUCACUGGGGGGCCCCGGGGGCGCUGCGACCUCCUCCCGGGUGAAAUGAAACCCGAGGGCAGUACCCCAUUAGAGACGUAUCUGUCGAGCCAGGGGUCUAGGCUCCAGAAACAGGGGUGAGGACUACUGGGCAGAGGGCUGGGGUGACAGGCCUGGGUUCGAAUUGCCCCUGUGCCCCCAGGCUGGCUGUGUCACAAGCUUGGGCCAGGCUUUUUGGCCCUCUGAACCUCAGUUCCCCUGUCUGCAGAGUGGAGUUAAUGGUGCUUACGGAAUUGUGGAAAGGUUUAAGUGGAAUAACGAUGCAACUAAAGCGCUUACAUAGCACAGGUCCUAGCAUAGAAUAAGCGUUUAACGGUUGACAGUUGUUGCUUUUCUAAGCCUGGAUCUGUGUGGUACAGUCGUUAUUAUCCAAGCCUGGAUCUGUGUGAUACGGUCAUAAGGACCGUGGGGGAUUCAGAUCCUUGACCGACUCCUCCUUGUUAUCUUUUCCUUUUUGUCCCUCUGCAUAUAUUCAUAUCUUUUUACUUAGCACCCCCCACAGACAGAUUUCUGCUGGGAGGGAGGGGACAAUGAAGAGAUGCCUAGGUGACAUCCCUGCCUUCCAGUCAGUUGUUCAUGACAGGCACUAGGAAUACAAAUACAGCCUGGCUGGGGAGACAGACAUCUAAACAGAUUUUAUAGCCAAUGCUACAAAGGUCAAGGAGCAUAGCCACCAACUCUGCCAAAGAUAAGUGAUGUGAAAGCUUCAUAUUUGAGCCAGGUUGGGAAGGAUGAAUAAGUUUAACAUGCAGAAGGACAGAUAUGUGCAAAGAUUCAGAAGUAGUACAGGGAAUAGGACUGGGAGGAGAGAGCAGGAAUGGGUAAAUUGGGACUAGUUUACCUAAGGUGUUGAGUACACUUUGGAAAAGUCCCGGCAACUGUCUGAAGAAUAGACUGGGCCGGGCGCGGUGGCUCAGGCCUGUAAUCCCAGCACUUUGGGAGGCCGAGGCCGGGCGGAUCACCUGAGGUCAAGAGUUUGAGACCAGCCUGGCCAAUAUAGGGAAACCCCAUAGCUACUAAAAAUACAAAAAUUAGCCGGGUGUGGUGGCAGGCACCUGUAAUCCCAGCUACUCAGGAAGCUGAAGCAGGAGAAUCGCUUGAACCUGGGAGGUGGAAGUUGCAGUGAGCCGAGACUACGCCACUGCACUCCAGCCUGGGCGACAGAGUGAGAUUCUACCUCAAAAAAAAAAAAAAAAAAAACAAAAAGAAUAGACUGGAGAGGGGCCAUUGGAGGUAGAAAAACUAGUGGAGAGACUAUUAGAUAGUGGGAGGGACCAGAAAUUAUGAGACCUGAACUAAACUAGUAACAGUGAGGCUGGGCAUGGUGGCUCACGCCUGUAAUCCCAGGACUUUGGGAGGCCUAGGCGGGUGGAUCACUUGAGGCCAGGAGUUUGAGACAAGCCUGGCCAACACGGGGAAACCCCAUCUCUACUAAAAAUGCAAAAAUUAGCCAGGCAUGGUGGUGCACACCUGUAAUCCCAGCUACUCAGGAGGCUGAGGCAGGAGAAUCACCUGAACUGGGGAGGAGGAGGUUGCAGUGAGCCAAGAUUGCGCCACUGCACUCCAGCCUGGGCAACAGAGCAAGACCCUGUCUCAAAAUAAUAAAUAAACUAGUAACAGUGAGAAUGGAGAAAAGAUUUAGAGACUGUUUAUAGAACAGUUAGGAUUUUGGAUCCGGAGAACUGAGAAGAAGAAGUAAUGGAUGAUGUGGUUUUUCUAGUUUGGAAGACCAGGUAGACCAUAAUGUCAUCAAUGGAAUUAGGGACUAGUUAAACACAAAGUAACUGGGAAGUAAGGUAGGGUAUGUGUUCAGGGAGACUUGAAUAUUUCUAGCAAUAAAGUGUAUAGAAAUUCAGAAGAGGAGGUGAUGGCCCCUGCUGAUAUUCUCUGUCAGGGAAGUGGAUAAGGGUAGCUCGGAGAGGCUGGAAAGCACAUGGCCUAUUCUGGGGCAGUAAAGCCCCACUGAGACUGCAGCUGAAAUGUGAAGAACAGAUCACUUCAUUUUCCUAUUUUCAGAGUUUACCACCUAGGAUGACUUCAGUGACUAGAUCAGAGAUCAUAGAUGAAAAAGGACCAGUGAUGUCUAAGACUCAUGAUCAUCGAUUGGAAUCAAGUCUCAGUCCUGUGGAAGUGUUUACUAAAACAUCUGCCUCCCUGGAGAUGAAUCAAGGCGUUUCAGAGGAAAGAAUUCACCUUGGCUGUAGCCCUAAAAAAGGGGGAAAUUGUGAUCUCAGCCACCAGGAAAGACUUCAGUCGAAGUCCCUUCAUUUGUCCCCUCAAGAACAAUCUGCCAGUUAUCAAGACAGGAGGCAAUCCUGGCGGCGAGCAAGUAUGAAAGAAACGAACCGGCGGAAGUCGCUGCAUCCGAUUCACCAGGGCAUCACAGAGCUCAGCCGGUCUAUCAGUGUCGAUUUAGCAGAAAGCAAACGGCUUGGCUGUCUCCUGCUUUCCAGUUUCCAGUUCUCUAUUCAGAAACUUGAACCUUUCCUAAGGGACACUAAGGGCUUCAGUCUUGAAAGUUUUAGAGCCAAAGCCUCUUCUCUUUCUGAAGAAUUGAAACAUUUUGCAGACGGACUGGAAACUGAUGGAACUCUACAAAAAUGUUUUGAAGAUUCAAAUGGAAAAGCAUCAGAUUUUUCUCUGGAAGCAUCUGUGGCUGAGAUGAAGGAAUACAUAACAAAGUUUUCUUUAGAACGUCAGACUUGGGAUCAGCUCUUGCUUCACUACCAGCAGGAGGCUGAAGAGAUAUUGUCCAGAGGAUCAACUGAGGCCAAAACUACUGAGGUCAAAGUGGAACCUGUGACAUAUCUUAGGUCUUCUCAGAAUGAAGUUCUUAAUACAAAACCUGACUACCAGAAAAUAUUACAGAACCAGAGCAAGGUCUUUGAUUGUAUGGAGUUGGUGAUGGAUGAGCUGAAAGGAUCAGUGAAACAGCUGCAGGCCUUUAUGGAUGAAAGUACCCAGUGCUUCCAGAAGGUGUCAGUACAGCUUGGGAAGAGAAGCAUGCAACAAUUAGAUCCCUCACCAGCUCGAAAACUGUUGAAGCUUCACCUACAGAACCCACCUGCCACACAUGGAUCUGGAUCUGGAUCUUGUCAGUGACCUUAUGAGAGUUUCUGCCACAAGGUGCCCAAGAGGAGAGGAAUGGGAAGAGUGCCCCAGCACAUGGUGACUGCAUGAUUUCUGCUCGUUGCCUUUGAAGAUAACUGGCAGGACUGACUGUAGAGCACUUUGACUUUUUUCAAAAUGUGAUGGAAUUUGUACAUCCAAAUGAAUAUUGUAUAGACAUUUUUCCCAGGAAUGUGCAAAAUGCUUGAAAGUUCAAACUUCUUUUUUGAAAUGAUCUUCAGAUCUAGUGGCCCAUUCUUUUAUCUUUAUCCUGUGAAGGUGUUUUUCAGGUUUUGAAACAAUCCAAAAAUCAUUUAGGACCAAGUCUAAGGAAACAUUUUAGUGGCCAAGUUGGAUUCUGGUUGUAAAGGAAUGAUACUAAUUUUCUAGCAUGGCUCUGAAGGUGAUUUUAGGUAGAAGAGUUUUGAGGCUGGGCACAAUGGCUCAUGCCUGUAAUCCUAGCACUUUGGGAGACUGAGGCGGGUGGAUUGCUUGAGCCCAGAAGUUGAAGACCAGCCUGAGAAAUAAGGUGAAACCCUGUCUACAAAAAAUACAAAAAGUUAGCUGGGUGUGGUGGCGUGCGCCUGUAGUGCUAGCUACUCAGAAGGCUGAGGUGGGAGGAUUGUUUGAGCCCAGGAGGUUGAGGCUGCAGUGAGUUCUAAUUGCGCCACUGCACUCUAGCCUGAGUGACAGUGAGACACUGUCUUAAAAAAAAUUAAAAAUUCUAAAAAAAUGAAAAAAAAGUUUUAAGCAUUGUUUGCAUCAUUGGGAUACAUGUGUCACUUCACAAGAUGUUCAAUUUGAAGGAAAUACCACUCAUUCUCUAUGUCCUGUUGUCUGUAGUGUGCUUCAGUUUUUAAUAUUGAGUUGACCUCCUAAAUCCUGGAUUCAUGACAAGAAAGGAGUAAGUACUACUAUUCAUUGUUCUAUUUGUUUAUAAUCUGUAUUGUAAAAUUGCACAUAAUUAAAAGCUUUCCCUUGUC